Vigna angularis (adzuki bean) is the source of this 2747-nucleotide messenger RNA. RefSeq lists its product as uncharacterized. NCBI's taxonomy places the organism in Eukaryota, Viridiplantae, Streptophyta, Magnoliopsida, Fabales, Fabaceae. The record is from RefSeq and is a predicted model, not a curated record. The transcript is spliced from 7 exons. The coding region runs from base 111 to 2456 and encodes 781 amino acids.
UACACAAACCAAAGAACACGCUUCUAAAGGUAGUAUUUCAGCCUGUCUGGUGGGAAGAUAUUAUAGUAUUGCUACAACGGUAUGGAUUCAAUAGACAGGCAGCAGUAAAGAUGAUGAAGUUACUUAUAAAACUUCAUCAAGCUAAAGAAGCGACGAUUGUAAUAGAAUAUCCAGAAGCAAACCAAUUACACUUUGAAAGCUUAUCGAGUUUAAGGAAAUAUUCUUCUGGAGAUAUCGUUCAGUGGCCAUCAUUAAAGAAAGUGACUUUGAACGAUUGUCCCAACAUAACAAAGUCUGGUUUGGGAAGAACAAAAUCAGUAAUCUUGGAAAAUCAAGCAUCUCUGGCAGAUAUUUUUGAAUCAUGGGAUGAUGAGUUUUCAACGAUUGUUGAAUAUGAGAUUGGUGACACUGAGGAAUUACACAAAAGAAUGUACAACCUUCGACCUUCACAUUUCACUAACAUUGUAGUGUUUCGAGCAAAAAACUGUGAUGAAAAGUUGACUGAAUUUAUAUAUAUUUUGAUGAAGAGGUCAAAAAAGCUUCAAGUUAUUGAAAUUCGGUGUUGUAAAACAUCACGAUAUCUAUUUGAAAUUUUGGAUCCUACUUUUUUGGGUGAAGAGUAUUUGAGAGGAAUAAAGGAAUUAAAGGUAAUCCAAGUAUAUGAGAUGGUGUCAUUAUGCAGUUGGGAUGUUGCAGAAUAUUUGGACUUCAAAAGUCUGCAAAUUGUACACCUCAAAAGUUGUCCCUCUAUAAAGGUUCUAUUCUAUCCAUCAUCCUUUUCCACACGGCUUUACGAACUAAAGGAAUUAAAGUUAGAGGCAUGUGAGGAUUUAGAGCAAGUAGUAGAUGAAUACUUCGAAUAUUCUUUGUCCUUCCCAAGAUUAAGUAAAGUGGAGCUAAAGUCUCUCUCAAAAUUCAGGAGGUUUACCAAAAUUGGGAGAGAUUUUUCAAGUUUGAAAACUUUGAUAAUAGAAGAAUGUCCUUGUUUAGAAGAGUUUACAGUAAACCAAGCAAUUUUAGUAGAUUUCUUAGAUCUAACGAAUAAAGCUUUACCUGAGUUGGAUGAAUUGAGAUUAGAUGGUUGUGACGUGUUGCUCUACGUAGCCUUCUUUAAGACACCGUCCGAGAAGAUGAAAUUGAAGAAAGUCUUUGUGAGUAAUUGCUAUGCAUUGAAAAUGGUAAUACUGGUGAAGGAAAUACCUAACUCUAUAGAGCUCCUCCACGAAUUAGAUGAAUUGAUUUUGAUUAAUCUUCCUAAUUUAACUCACAUCAUCGACAAAGAAUGUGUUAGGUUAUAUCAAAAUCUACGUACUCUACAAGUAGAAAGAUGUGGGUUUCUUCAUUGGUUGCCAAUUCCUCUAACUUUAACAAAUAUGAAAAUUUUGGAUUGUGAUUCUUUGCAUAAGACCGUGGUCAUCAGAAAAGAAAAGGAAGAAAAAGAAAAAGUCAUUUUUUCUCAAUUAAAGGAGGUUACUCUUCAAAAUCUAAGAAAUUUGUAUACUGCAUUUCCUUUUGGGUCAGAAUUUCCAUCCUUGGAAAUACUGAAAAUAACAAAUUGUCCUUCUCUAAUCACAUUUGUUGAAGAACGCAAUGAUUUGAAAGAGCAUAAAGAACAAGCUGUUUCAACAUGUUUCUUUCCAAAUUCGUUGUCGUUGGAAAAGUUGAAGGUGCUUUAUAUAAUAGAUCAAGAUAUUAAAGAGCUUUGGCACUAUAGUUUGUCUUCUGAAUCAUUUUGUCAGAUAGAAAAUUUGACUUUAAGCAACAAUAAUAAAUUGUUAAGUGUCAUCUCUUCUAGACUGAUCAUAAGAUUCAACAACAUGAAAAAUUUGACUUUAGACAAAUGUGAAUCAUUGAUUACAAUAUUCAUUCUUGAAGAUGAUCAUCCUAUGCAAGAAAUGUUUCCUCAACUGAGGAAAAUAUCAUUGAGUAACCUAAAUAAUUUGAAAUUUAUAUGGAACAAAGAACCUAAUGUUCCAUUCUUCUCAAAUUUGGCGUCACUUUUCAUUGUCCAUUGUGAUAGCAUUGAAAGUUUAUUUUCACUUUCUUCCUCCAAAUAUCUUAAGAAACUCAAAUUACUGAGGCUGUAUAGUUGUAAAGAACUAAAGCAAGUGAUCUCGAGUGAUGAAGAUGAAAAUGCAUCUACCAAUUUUCCCCAAAUGAAAUGUCUAGUAUUGAAGGAUCUUCCAAAGUUGGUGAAUUUCAGUCAUUAUCAUGGAACUCUUGAUUGGCCUAGUUUACAAACUUUAAGGGUUAGCAAUGUUCCAAGUAUGAAAAUAUUUUCAAGAGGCAACAUCAACACACCAUUGUUGAGAUCAAUAGAUAUAACAUUUAUUAAGAAGCUUUGGUUUGAAAAUCUAAAUAAGACUAUAUCAUUUAUUUACAACAAUCCAGAAUUAAUUAAAGUGACUCAAAUAAAAAAAGAGGAACAACUUCUACAACAAGACAACAAUGGAUAAAAGAAUGAACAUUAAUCUCUUGAGAAUCAAGACAUAGGAUUACUCUUUGUGGCGACCUCUUCAAGAUUAAGCGAUGAAUUUAUCAAUUUGAAUGAGGAAUUAGGAAUCGAACUACCUAUGAAGGGAGACGAUGGUGCAACUAUGUAGUUUAAGAUUUCAGUUCUUCUGUUUAGAACUCUUGAAAAACUCAAUUUAUGUUUUAAUCAUAGUUUCUUAACAUUGUAGAUAAAUCCUAAAUUCGUUUCAAAUGUUUAAAAUAAUUGUAAUAGUAUUAUGGAUUUUCUGAAUUAU